GGUGGCCGCUGAAACUGAAGCGGCGGGCGCGGCCGAGAUGGCGAAGAGCCGCGAAGAGAACGGGCCACGCGUGCCCGCGGCCGGCGGGAGCCUUUCGGGGACUCGGGAGAACCUGGCCCCAGGUCCCGACGCCGCAGCGACGGACGAGCUCAGCUCUCUGGGCUCCGACUCGGAGGCCAACGGCUUUGCCGAACGCCGCAUCGACAAGUUCGGCUUUAUCGUGGGCUCGCAGGGCGCGGAGGGCUCGCUGGAGGAAGUCCCCUUGGAGGUGCUGAGACAGAGGGAGUCCAAGUGGCUGGACAUGCUCAACAACUGGGACAAAUGGAUGGCCAAGAAGCACAAAAAGAUCCGGCUGCGGUGCCAGAAGGGCAUUCCACCUUCUCUUCGGGGCCGGGCUUGGCAGUAUCUGUCAGGAAGCAAAGUGAAGCUGCAGCAGAACUCUGGAAAAUUUGAUGAACUGGACGUGUCCCCUGGGGACCCCAAGUGGCUGGACGUGAUUGAGCGAGACCUGCAUCGGCAAUUCCCUUUCCAUGAGAUGUUUGUGUCCCGGGGGGGCCAUGGCCAGCAGGACCUAUUCCGUGUACUGAAGGCCUACACGCUGUACCGACCUGAAGAGGGCUACUGCCAGGCCCAGGCACCUAUUGCCGCCGUCCUGCUCAUGCACAUGCCUGCUGAGCAAGCCUUCUGGUGCCUGGUGCAGAUCUGUGAGAAGUACCUGCCUGGCUACUACAGUGAAAAAUUGGAGGCAAUCCAGCUGGAUGGGGAGAUCCUGUUCUCACUGCUGCAGAAGGUGUCGCCCGUGGCCCACAAGCACCUGAGCCGGCAGAAGAUUGACCCGUUGCUCUACAUGACAGAGUGGUUCAUGUGUGCCUUCGCCCGCACCCUGCCCUGGAGCUCUGUGCUGCGUGUCUGGGACAUGUUCUUUUGUGAAGGAGUCAAGAUCAUCUUCCGGGUGGGUCUGGUGCUGCUGAAACAUGCACUGGGCUCCCCUGAGAAGCUCAAAGCCUGCCAGGGCCAGUACGAAACCAUUGAGCGACUGCGGAGCCUCAGCCCCAAGAUCAUGCAGGAGGCCUUCCUGGUCCAGGAGGUGGUUGAGUUGCCAGUGACAGAGCGCCAGAUCGAGCGCGAGCACCUCAUCCAGCUGCGUCGCUGGCAGGAGACCCGUGGUGAGCUGCAGUGCCACUCCCCACCCAGGCUGCAUGGUGCCAAGGCCAUCCUGGAGGCAGAACCAGGCCCCCGACCCACCCUGCAACCAUCCGCAUCCAUCCGCCUGCCCCCAGAGGCCUCCCUCCCUGGCUCCACCGGCAACCCCAUGCUGCCCAAGCAGAUCCAGAAGCAGGUGAAGGCAGGUGGGCAGCUGGACAAGCCCCCAUCCCCAAGUAAAGUCAAGGUGGCAGCUGCGGCAGGAGAUGCAUGUCCCCCACGAGGUGUGCCCCUGAAGGACCCGGUCCGUCAGGACUCAGCAGCUCCCCAAGACUCAACUCCCCACCACGCAGCCCACCACCACUCACAGGAGAGCCUGACGUCCCAGGAGAGUGAAGACACCUACUUGUAACCCCGGCUGCUCGGGACUCUGGGGUGGGGUCUCCACACACCUACACAGUUCAUGGACUGACACUCCAGGACUUCCCCCCCCCCCCGCCCCAGGGCCCAGCCUCCUGGCCACUGGGUGGCAGAGACUCUGGCUGGCCCAGCACAGAUUCUGUCUG
This is a messenger RNA of Condylura cristata (star-nosed mole), 1709 nucleotides long. It is a transcript of the gene TBC1D10A, whose product is annotated as TBC1 domain family, member 10A. The record is from RefSeq and is a predicted model, not a curated record. NCBI's taxonomy places the organism in Eukaryota, Metazoa, Chordata, Mammalia, Eulipotyphla, Talpidae. The transcript is spliced from 9 exons. The coding region runs from base 38 to 1555 and encodes 505 amino acids.